GAGCACCGCUCCCAUCUCCGAAACUCUUGAGCUGUGCUGAUCUCCUUUGCCCAGCUUGUGUGAACUUCACGGAUCCGGAUGGAAAGCAGGAUUUAGGCAUCCGUCCCGGCAUCAACCCAUUGUUAAGUCUGGAGGAAUACUAUUUACAAAGCUUCACAGUCGAAAAGAAAGCGCUCUUGGAAAGUUUUGCUUCUUGUUCGACCUGUUUGGCUGCUUAAUGUGAGGAAAGCUAGUUACACCAGAGGCCAUUGGAUUCUUGUCCGCAGUUGGCGUCUUCAUUGUCCUCUUCGCAGUCCUCUUCCUCUUCAUCAACAAGAAGUUAUGUUUCGAGAAGAUAGGGGGGCUCCCCUGCUUGGAGCAACGAGGGAGGCGAAAGCACUACAAGGAGAGGUCUAGGGUUCACGAGGGCCUUGCUCACAGGAUUAUAAGUGGCACGAUGGCAAAACUGAACAACUGAUCGUCCGAUACUGGUCAUAGUGCUUAAACAUGGCUUCUCAGGCUGCCCAGAGUUUCCUGCAGCCCCUCUCCUCUUGGAUGUCCCGGGUGUAUGAAGCUGUUCAGCAAGCAGGAGACUCUUUAUCUGCCUCCUUGGUCAACCUGAGCAAAGUGGACCACAAGUCGGAAGACUACGGGGAUCGAGACUUGGAGGAGAGCGAUGGAAUUUAUGAGGAUUACUCUGAGAGCUCGGAUGAUGAAAGAAGUUUGAGUCACGGCAGGGAGGGUGCGGAGUGGGCUGAAGACCUGCAGCCUGGUCACAGUCACUUCCCAUUAGCAAGUGACAGCCCUGAUGCGCAGGCACCGCUCUGCAGCUCUGAUGAGGAUCUGGGAUGGUCCAAAAGAGCGAGAAGUAGCACUAACUUCCCAGAGGACAGCAGCUCUCUUGCGUCGGAUAGGUAUGAGGACCAACAGAUGAUAAACGGGCUUCCUACCAUCCCUGAAGAAGAUGACCAGCACCACAAGAAAACGAGGGGCCGCCAGCACAAUCGUGACAUGGGUGGCUCGUUAGAAAAUAUGAACGGGAUGGCAAGCGCGACAGUAAACAGUUAUGGGGAGGAUGAAGAGUUAACCACAUCCUCGGACAGCGACGACGAGGUGAUCAAGCAGUUUGAGAUCUCGGUGUCGCGCUCGCAGAGUUUUCGAUCGUCAGUGUCUGAAAAAGGAAUCCAGGCAGGGGCCGAACGUAAGCCACGAUUCAACCGCUUGCUGUCGAACCACGAGGAGUACAGCACUGAGGCCUCCGAAUGCGAAGAUCUGGAUGGGCUAAGCCAACUGAGUUACCAAGACAACCUCUCCUAUCAUGAAGAUGACCACGUAUCUGUUGAUUCAAGGACUGCAUCCGAGAGUAGGGGUACCGGUCAGCACAAAGAGCCUGGCAUGGAGGCCAGCAUUGCCAAUAGCCUCAGCCGGCAAGCCACCGAAGGGAGCCUGGAGAUGGAGACGGCCUUUAGCAAUCAGGGAUAUGAAGGAAAUGACGCCACUGACAGCUCAUCCGCUUGGAGCCCGGAGGAACAUGAUGGAACACACAAUCUUCCAGCUCAUCACAGCACCCGUGAGCCCAUUUCUAAAUGCGGUGACCUAGACAUCACCUUUGAGUAUAAGGCCUCAAGCCAGAAGUUGGUGGUGACUAUCCUAGAGGCAAAGGAUAUCCCAGACAAGGACCGUAGUGGUGUGAACACGUGGCAAGUUCACACUGUUCUGAUGCCCAGCAAGAAACAAAGGGCGAAGACGAGUGUGCAGAGAGGACCCACUCCUGUGUUCAAGGAGAAGAUGACCUUCAGCAAGGUGGAGCCAGAAGAGCUGAGUAACUACGCGCUCCGGUUCCGUCUCUACGCUGUGCACAAAAUGAUCAGGGAGAAGAUGAUGGGGGAGCAGUUGUUUUACUUGAGCAACCUCAACCAGGAGGGGGAAAUGAAGGUGACGCUGGUGCUUGAGCCCCGGAGCAACCUGAGUAGCGGAGACUCGCAGCUUAGUCUGUCCGCCAUCUCCCACAGCGAUAGUGCUUCUUCAACACAGUCCCUGUCACACGGAGGGGUGCCAGAGCUGCUGGUGGGGUUGUCAUACAAUGCCACGACUGGACGGUUGUCAGUAGAGAUGAUCAAAGGCAGCCAUUUCCGAAACCUCGCUGUUAACAGGCCGCCCGAUACCUAUGGGAAGCUCUGCCUUCUCAACUCCAUGGGCCAGGAGAUGUCUCGGUGCAAGACCUCCAUCCGUCGUGGACAGCCAAACCCCGUCUACAAGGAGACGUUCGUCUUCCAGGUCGCCCUUUUUCAGCUUUCUGAUGUCACGCUGAUGAUUUCCAUAUACAACAGACGCAGCAUGAAGCGCAAGGAGAUGAUUGGCUGGAUUUCUAUGGGUCAGAACAGCAGUGGAGAAGAAGAGCAAAACCAUUGGCAGGAAAUGAAGGAGACAAAGGGGCAGCAGGUCUGUAGGUGGCACACCCUACUGGAGUCCUAGCGGUCCCUGGUGCGACUCUGAGCUCCCAGGACUGUGCGCUGGUCUUCUCACCCCCACCCAGGCAGUGUCACCCAGCUGAAAGCAGUCAUCCCAUUGCAAAUGUCAAAAACCAUCCGGUCAUAUUUCACCUAGUUUUUUAACAGUCACGGUGAAUGUAGGUGGCUGCAGCCUGGUCAGCAGAUUUAUCCAUUGCCUUUUAAGGGGUUUCAUAUAUAUUUUCUCACCCAAGUAAAUAGCCAACAGGGAAGAAGUUAGGGGGGGAAAAAACAACCAACUCUUUCUACCCUCUUGCUAUCCCUGUCUUAGUCCUAGAAAUAAACAUUUGAUACCACGUGUGACUGAAUAAUGUAUUUUCAGGUAGCAUGGGAAAGCACUAGAGAGUUCUCUGUCGACUUCUAAGUGCCUAGAGAUUGCCGUUACUCAGCUGGGUUAGCAUGGGUACUGUUGACUAGACUAAGUGCUAUUUGAAGUAAGCAUGUCUCCCUUCUUGUGCAAUUUUUAUUGUGUAUCGCUGAGUGUUUGCAUGUGUGUUGAUUUAAGAUAGCGUUGUACAAUGCAUGCAUAGAGGCUUCCUGGUUUCCCCAGCUUGUGGCUUCUAUCAUUGUGAAUAACAAAAUUAAGGAGACCAGAACAAGCAUGCCCACCAUGGUGCCUCGGUCACUAUUUCUUUAAAUGGGAGGCUCACUUGGAAAGGUGACUCUGGAAAUGCAGCCCAGGGAAGCUUCAUGGGUCUUGUUUCUCAAGGGCUCCAGCAAAUAUGCUUCAGGUGCAAAACGCUUUUUCUAGCUGUUGGCCCUGUAAAAUCUUCUGGUGGAUUUGCGAGUCAUGCCGAAUUCCUUUCCUACUUUGGCAUCACUAGAAGUAAAGGAGUCUGCAAGCCACCCUGUGAUAUCACUUACACAGGAGCCCACCCCUUUCCAGCAAUGUUGUUGAUAAUGCACAGGAAGGACUAGAACCAGCUGACUGUGUUAGGGCAGUGCUACACUGUAAGGUUUUGGUAGUGGGGUAGAAAAAAAUGACAUCACCUAACCCAUGCCCUCAAAGUUGCCCCCUCCCAUCCCAAUCAGGCUGCAGCUCUGCUAACAGAAGAAGCCUUCUGUUGCUUGGAGAGAUGGCGUUGCUAAUCCCUUCAUCCGUAUCCUGAGUCUCCAGGACAGAGCCCUACUGCCAUAGCUCUCUUGGCAAAGCUGUAGUGGUAAUAGCCCCACAACGCAGACCAGAUCUCUGCAGGGAUAAUAGGAACGAAAGGCAUUAUAUUGCCCAGUGGUGACUGAAUGCACACACAGAGCAGAUCGCCUGGUUCAAGGGGCCCAUUUAUGUGCCUGCAUUUCAAAGCAGCACUUACAUGUUCAUUAUCACCUUUUUCAUCCCGUUUCCAAAGUGAAUUCAGGCCCAGUGAGACAAUAGUUCAGGAAAGAAACCUCAUUUUGCUCCUGGGCAGUUGGCAAUUUAGCACUUCUGGCUGUUGCAGAGCAAUGUGAGUAGCGAUGCAGUUUAUAGCCCUAUCCAGUGAUUAUACUGGCUCUCCCAGAUCAAGAGAAAUGCUGUCUUUAGUAGCGGUUUCAGCUGAUGCCUAUGGCCACAUCUCUAGCCUGAAGUUUUCAGCUGGAGCAGAUUGGUAUUGCACUGCUCCUGUCAUCUUGAGUGAGGCACAAAAAGUACUUCACUGCGAGGGCCUCUCAGGUUGGAUUCAUCCACGUGCUUUGGUUUGCUUUUCCCAUGUAGUGAGCAGCUGGGCCAAAGUCCAGUCUCAGUGGUACCACUGCAGUGCCAGGAAGAAGCACACACAUCUCAUCUGUACUCCACUUCUAGCACAGGCCUCAACCCUGAGCCGCAUCCGAUCAGCCCAUCCUGGGAAGCAGUGACAGCAACAAGGAGGGGUGGCUGGUGGGUCAGUCCAGUAGAUAGGACCACCCCAGCCACACAGCCUUUCUUCUAGCUUUCUUCUUAAAGCAAUGGCUCUAUUGCAUCUUGCUUAGUGGAAAUAUGCUCUGCUGUUUCAUUAAAAUGGCAGAAGGGCUAUUGGGCACCUCUAGAGCAGCACAAAUGGAAAAGCUGCAAGAGUUUGAAAACAAAAGUGCUAUGAAAAAUAUUUGGUGCAGCACAAGAAAACCGAGCAUGGAAAAGAAGACAUGAUCAAAAGCUUGUGGACCUCCACAAGAGAGAAGGCGUGCGAGGCAGGCCUUGGAAGCUGAGGUGGAGGGUAUCGGACCUAGAAAUAGAACAAGGCAAUGAUGGGAAAAUAAUGUAAAAAAUGAUCCAGAAGGGAUAGGCACAGAUGCAACAAGGUGGAAGGAGAGUGUGCAAGAUAGGAGGAAGGGGCAGUUAAGGCAGUAACAGACCUCGAGGCCUCUGAGACCAGAGAGAGCAGCACAAAGUUGCCAUGGCAGGAUGUGGCCCAUAUAAUCCAGCAAACAAAUUCAUCUUUGGCUGCAGUGUUAGCGCUGCUCAAUCACAGGCUGAAAAUAAAAUGGAGCUCAGUUGAGCAGUUAAGUGGUAAAUCUAGCAAUCUAGGGCUUGUUACCCCUACAGUGUGCUUCACAUCAGGACAAAAGCACCGUGAUCUGUCCUGCUCGACCGGUGUCGUCAUUAUUGCAGUUAUGCGUUGUAAUCUUUGCAUCACUCCUUUUUCUGAGCCGCACCAACUGUAUAUGUGAGUGCACGAGGUGGUUUUGUUACGUGGGCUGUGCAUACACAAUAAACUUACAGGAGUUCAUUUAAUAACCCAUUGUUCAUAUCAGAUGCCACAUGCAACUAAUAUAAAGCUAAAAUAAUUACAUAUUGUUCAGAAGUUGCAGAAACUAGCUGGAGGUACCCCAGAUGUAUAAUAACAUAUGUUUUUACACUUCAUCCUUGUUCAAUCUUGGUACAGAUCCUUUUCAAGAGGAAUUAAGUUAAGCGGUUUUGGACUUCCACAGUGUUUCACAUCAAGAUCUAUUUUGAAGAUUAUAGACAGGGAAAUCAUUUUAAAAUACAUUUACACUGUCGCAAGUAGUUGGUCACAGUACAGCGGGAAUAAGUAAUUAAAUCAAUUCAGACCAUAUUAAUUCUUAAUGCUUUGCGUGGAUAUUUGGCAUUAAAAGGCAUUGGUGGUUGUAUCAAUUGUUACAGCAGUGAUUUGUCCUGGUUCUUACCAAGGAAAAUUGCUCAGGGAGGUGGAAUUAUUGAAACCUGUUAAUCAAUGCACGGAGUCCAGAGCAACAUGUUCUUGUUGUGCAUCGAGUUCCUGAUGAAGUAUGGAGGGACUGAGUAAUGUUGAGACAAGCUUACCUUUCUGAGUGCUUAUACUUAUAGGUUUAUGUUCAUUUUUCUCUUGCUGCAAUUAAUGAUGCACCUCUCUAAUAUAUUUUUUUUCUUUUCACUCCUGAUGAUAGGGGAUUUUUUUUGGCAGCUACAUUUUGCCACUUGCCUGCAUAUUCCUCAACCUAUAUGUCUCUUUGCAUAGAUAUCUUGGAUCUGGUUACAUCAAUAAAUUGUGCCCAUAAUCCCCUUCUGCAUUCUGUAGAGGUGACUGCAGUGUCAGUCGUUUUUCUGAGCUCACUUUUCUCUGCCAAUGACACUGGAGAAGGUAAAAAGAAAUUAGUCUUCAGAGACGCUUCCGUUCCUUGACGGGCCUCAUAGUAUUCUGCUGUCCAUCAAAUACUCAACUCUAUGAUCGCGGCGACCUCAACGCAUAUAUUUGGCUGGACCUGAUAAUCUUCCGAGGUCUGGACCCAAGAUCAUCGGGUGUGGGCUGGACCUGAUGAUCUUCCGAGGUCCCUUCCUGCCUUACAAUCUACUAUCUAUGAAUUUCCAUGUUCUGCUAACUCUGGAGGAUCCUGCUGUCCGAGAGAGGAGAAAGAAAUACUGAACACUAAUCCCACAGCCCUUAAGGUCAGGAGAAGAGGCUUGGAUAGAGUAGUUGAAGAUGCAGUGCGUGCAACUAAUGGCAAACAGAGCUUGAGCUGCCAUGCCAUGAGAUCUCAGAGAUUUUCAACUUCCCAUUUAUGCUCAUGUUUUUGGAUAAUUAUUCUCCCUUUGCCACCCUUGACCAGGAUUUCCUUUCAUCUCCUUUGGAUUUUUCCUUCCCUUUAUAACAUUUAUUAAGUUCUUGUUAGGGAAGUUGCUACUGGUACUGAUUUACCCAAACGUGUUGUGGACAGCUGUUCUGUAACCAUCGCCGUGUGCCUGCCAGCGCGCCUCUGACAACUGCUGUCUGUUCCUUUCGGGGGGGACCGGAGACCAUCUCUCCUGGUAGUCUGUCUGGUGGUUUUUUACAUGCAUCAACAAGCAAGAUCAUCUCACCAAAUGUUAUUUUCUUCUCUCGCAAUACUGAAUUCAUCUGAGAGUCCAACAGAGGACUCGACUCUGUUGAUGUAUCGGGCUAUGGAGCUGCCUGUUUACAAAGGCUUUAUCUGAACUGUUUUCUGCCAAUGAAAAGAAAAAAAUCUAAACCAAUGUCCUGAUUACAUUGAGUGACUUUUGCCCUCACAUUGGCCUUCCAUAGGGGUGGGGUUCUCUUUUGUUUCUAUAGACAGCUGAAUGCUACAUGCUUCCCCCAUGGGCGAUUGGGGUUUGGUUUAUAGAGUCAUGGGUGCGCAUACAAUACUCCAAUGUGUUUUUGUCUGCUGCAGAGCCAUGCAGCAGCUGGGCACUUUAUGCGAUGGGCCGAUGCUCUGGCAUGAAUGUCUUUGGACAGUCUUGAACUGCAACCGCUCUGCACUGCCAGCUGCUCACGGUUGUUUCCCAGCACACAGUCUCAGGUGUCCUCCUGAGGAGCGAGGGGUUAUCCACCAGUGGCAGCUUUCCUUGUCCUUCAGAUGAAGCCGGCAAUGACCUUGAAGACCGCCUGCAUGUUGAGCUUUCUUUUCAGCCCGAUGUGUAUCAUCAUCUUUAAUCCAUCUGAUUACUUCACUUCAGUACCUUUUUUUUUUUGGUGAUCAACCAUCUCCUGUCCACCAAUAUGCAGAUAUAUAGUACGAAGACUGAGGCAGGGGAGGGGAAGCAUUGCCCUCCAAUUUCUUUUGCCCUGGUACCAGGGCCUGGAAGAGAGAUGUUCCAGGGUAGGGGGUCCCCACCUUCUAUUUUGAACCAGGAAAUUAUCUGAGCCGGGAGGGGUGUCCCCCAAGCUUGGGGCCUGGCACCCCCACUUCCACCCAUUCCUCGACCCUGCCUGAUAUUACCUUUUCCUUGUCUCCUGGUUGGUGCCUUUCAAGAUUGUCCUCCUAAUUUAUAAGGCUCUGUCUGACUUAGGUUUUGUCAGCGCUGAAGUGAAGUUGUUGCCAGGAUGGUUCAGGAGUUCAUACGAGAGGCAAGACUGCUUGUGGGUGAUAUCUUUUAUUGGACCAACUGUAUUAGGUUUUGUCUACCUGCAGGCAUUGAACCCCUAGAACUGUGUUGGCUAGAACUGUGAUUUUUCUUAAACCAAAAUACUUGUCCUAGUACAGCCUGUGUGAGGAUACAGUUAUAAAAAGCCCUAAGCUGUCACAGCUUUUGGUAGGUAAUAGUUCUCAUAGUCUCAAGCACCUUUAAUGGUCAUUAUAUAUCCUAAAAGGGCAAGAGACCCUAAAGGAAAUACAAUUUACCAUGCAAAAGCACCUUUAUCCCCCUGAAAUGCACUGAGGAUGAUGCUUGCAGCCCAUCCGAGGGACAUGCAGGCAGGGACCAAAUCAGGCGUCCACAGACUGCUUCAGUUUUGAAGCAGCCAAGUUUUCUCUGUUCUGUGUAUAGUACUGGAGGCAAAUAUUUGUCCAAGCCUCAGGCAGCUUCUCAAUGCCUGAGAGAUGCAACUCUCCUUUGGAGCGACGCAUCCUGUAAACCAAAAACAUCCUCCGAGUCUUAGAGCUGAGCUGGAAAAGAAGUACAAACUACUUCCAAAUAACCCUAGUUAUUCGCGGUUACUCGGAGUCUUUAGCAGGUGUAAUCAGCUGUUAGAUAAGACACUGCGAUGAAAAUAAACAGUGAGGAAAGGCUCUGAAGGAGAUGUAUACGUAUUUUGAGUGACUUUUUUAUUAAAAAGAGAGAGGCGCUUCACAGGAACACAAGGCCGUCUGCAUAGAACAAAUUACAAGCACAGAAUCCAAAGGAGAUCAUGUGGAUAAGAUUAUCAGUAGCAGCUACAAAUGGCAAAGGAUAUCAAUCCUCAUACUUUCAACUACAAGGUGCUUCUCAGACAGGAUCAGGAAGAUCACCCCACCCCAUCCCCGUGGAUGUAGCAAAAAAUUGCACUGUUGAACAGGGGUUGCACCUUGGCUAGAUAUCGGACAGUAGGGCAGAUAGGACAAAGGACCAGAUAUUCAUCUCUUCUGGCAUGACCACCUCCCUCUUCCUAGUCCAAAAUCAUUCACAGAAAAGAUAGAGGAGCCCCUAAACAUACUCUUCUUGUGUUACCGCCACCCAGAUGCCCUUUCAUACAGGAUCUGUGCUCAAAGCAUCAUCCAGCCUGGAGUGACAAGUGAUGCUUGACACAGAUAAAUCCCACCCCCAAAAUCAGAUCUUACUAAAACUAUCCACUUGUCUUCAAGUUUUUUCUUUAAAGGUCCAUGAGGUCAGGUCUCAGGAUCACGCCCUGCAUUGCAUGUCUGGAAUGACACAGGAUCAUGCCCUGCGUUGCAUGUCCAGAAUGACACAGGAUCAUGCCUUGCGUUGCAUGUCUGGAAUGACACAGCGCCCUCCCUAGAUGCAUCCCUGCCCACAGGAUGGUGGGAGCCCAGUUUUCAAACAUGGUUGCCUGAGUGAGGCUACCUGUUGCCCUACAUUGGUGCCCCAGCUGGCACUUAGGUGUCUACGAUGAGUACUGGGUGCCUAUGCAGUAGAAAACCCUAAGGAGGAAUGGAUCGUUCUGAUUUCUGUGGUCAUGAAAUCUGGGCCUAUCAGUUGCCUUUGCAAGGCAGCCAGCGAUGGGUAGCAAGGCUGUGGCUUUGGGUAAUUAGUAGGAUCCUGCAAUGGAAAGAUAUUUUAAUGAUCGCCCACCCUGGAUCCAGUGAAUGACAUAGUAGCUGAACUGUGAAUGGGCAGAAACCUUCGAAGAUCUGAGUUAGUGCCAGAGAGCUAGCUGCCAUUUGGGACUCACAGUGAUCAAUUCCAGCUUGCCCAUAUUCCUCUUUGGGAAGCUUGAAGACAAAGCCUUGGGUCUUUUUUUAAAAAUGCACAGAUUUUUGAAGAUUUUGGGGACCUGAGAAGUGAGUUGGAGCUACCAGCAAAACCUCAGAUACUGGGUCAUUCUGUCUCACCAGACUACCUCCACUGGUAGUAAGUACAUGUCAGACAGAAAGGCUACCCAAAAAGAACCCCUGACAACACCCUACCCUGCAUGGUCUGUGCUGAAAUUAUGGUGUACACAGGGAAGCGUUUCUAAGUAAGGAAGAACAUAAAGCCAUCUACUGAAAAUACUAGGUCCUGUGUUUUGCAUGGCUCUUUUUAAAGUCAGACCAGCUUUGUUCCCUGCUGAAACCAGGCCUGUAGCUGUUGAAUAAGAAGAGUGCACAUGUGGAAAGCCUGGAGGGCCUGUGAAGCCAUAUAAGAAGCAUGUGCCCUAAAUCACCAGUAGCUGCAAUAAGAUGUUAGCUGAAAUAUAUCUGAUGAUGCAUGGCAAGGUCAGGCACAAGGUCAUAACUUCAUUUGGGUGUCACCAGGGACGACCUCAGGUGCAAGCACCUGGGAGUAUCCAUAGUUUUUCACCAGUCGUGCAUGAGUAUCUUCAUCAAUAGCUAAUGGUUUGGAGCAGUAACUGGAAUGCAUUGCUCUUUGAGGCUCCACAUAGUCAGACCAAUGUGUCCUCUAAGACACCACUUUAGGGUGUGGACACACAGAACAUUUAUCCCAGGAUAAUUUACCUUGAAUUUUAUUCUGAAGUAGAAUGACAUCAAGGUGCUAGCAGUCAUGAAACAGCCCUCUGGAGGUAGUUGCAUGGGAGAGGUGCUAUGACAGGGCGUCUAGGAGGUAUAGGAGCCAGUCCUAGCCUGUUUGCAAAUAACUAUCCUGGGACAAAACAGCUUGGAGCUCCAGAGCCUCUAAAUGUACAGGGCCAAGUUAUUUCAGCUGUUUCCAGGGGCAGCUUUACCCUGGAAUUGAGUGGCUUACUUGGUAGGAAAGCUGGACAUCAGGUGCCCAACUUGGCUUUUCCUGUGGAGUGAAAUCAGGUCACUCCAGAGCAAAUGUGUCCUUUGUCUGCACCCAAAUUCAUUAGCAUCCAAGUUGUCCACUGCCUGCAUUGACUCAGUGUUUCAAGUAUUGGACAAUCCCUGGAGAAAAGCAAAGCCCAGCCAUGGAAGGGAACUUUCAUGUCCUCAGAUGAACACAUGGAAGAACUUUGCACGCAGCAUGGAGCGAAGAUAGUACAACAUCCUUUAAGUAAUCCAAACCCAUUCUUCCUGCAGAUUCAGCUGCCACCUUGUCCAUUCCUUCCUGUGCCCCAGCCAACAAAAUAAGUCCCAAACUCAAAUGAAGAUGUGCCAACAGCCAGAUACUUUUUCCUUUGUUUUUAUCAUAAAAUUCCAGUACUCACAAUUAAGAGAGGGAAAACCUCCUUCCUGCCACCAGCCAGAUACCAGCCCAAGCUGUCACUAGGCUUUUCCAGCCCCUGUUCCAAUGAGUCCUUAGGUCUCGCCCUUUCCAUCCUCACUUCACCCAUCUGCACUUGUUAGGAACUACAGAGAUCUGCUCCAAGUCAGGUCUGUACGUGAUAACAAUAUUUUCUGUGCAUGGUGCUCAGGAUAAAACCUGUUGCCUAAUCUCUUGCUGUCACUAUGUGGCGUCUCAAGCACAAACUUCGCAGUUGGGCACACACCACAUACUUCCCAUAACCCUCUGCUGUUGCUGUCAGGUCUUUUGUCUUACUGGGUCAAGCUGUCUGUUGGUGCUGUUGCAUUAACUUCAGUGUCACUACCCCAGCGGAGAACUUGACCUGUUCUUCAUCAUAAAGAGUAGAAUAAGCAAGCUUGUUCACUUUAGCAUUUUAAAUAUUUGAUUGCAUUUAUACCUUAUAAAUGUUUUACAGUCAAGUGCCCUAGGGCACAUGCAUGAAGCACAUUUAAAUGUAUAUCUGCCUGGUUGGUUUGAAUAUAUUGUACAUAACAAGCUAUUUCUAGUGCAUAUUGGACUCUUUCUACAUUGGAUCCAUAUAAUGUUCCUGGCAUAGGUUUUUACUGUCUUAUUGUUGCAUUGACAGCUGGACCCUGGAGAUGCACUGCCUUUAUAUAUAUGCUCCAAUCUUUCUCCUGUACAGUACAUAGCUCAUUCCAAGUCUUUCAGCAACACAUGCUAGGUACAGCGCUCCAUCUCCACCAGGUGUGUGUGUGAAUAUGAAUAGAUAGGGCUGGGUAAUAGGUCUGCUUGAUGGUGAUCUGGGUCACUUGGCCUUUAGGUCUACUUGAUGGUGAUCUGGGUCACUCCAAGAGAAACUGGGAUUGUUUGAACUUUUCCCUUACUUUACUUUCAUAUAAAUAAAGUGGAUCACAAAGCAGGUAGCAGUCCAAGGGGCAUUCCAAAUAAUUUGGAGCACAAGAGUCAGGGAACAAGUAAUAUCGCUUUUGGUGCUUCUGGCUUAUCAAGCACAUGCCUUAGCUAUGAAUUGGCUUCUUAAGGAAGUAACGAUAGGAAGAGAUGAACACAAAGCCAAAUUCAAACUUUGUUGCGAGUAAAAGUGCAUCUAGCAGAACAUUAAUUUAUCCCUUUGCUCUGUGCUCAGAGGAGCUCAGUUGCUAAAAAGAAAAAAGACAAAAAGACAAAUCAUUAUUACUCUGGGUAGAAUAUUGAACUCAGAUUCCCUUUUUUCAUUUUUGUAACAUUCAAGAUUGCAUAGACAAUUGUCCUUUCAGCCUAGUUAAAAAAUAACUGGUACGGGCUGGGAAGGCAACUGGAAUGACAUGGACAUCCAUCUACGUGCUUUGAAAGAGGGGUCUAAAGUGCAAAACUGUGGGGAAAAUGUGACUAAUGAGAAGGUUUCUGAACAUCUGUUUAUAGGGAAGAAUGAGUGAUACAGACUUACAUGUUGCUUUUCAAGUUUUUGAAGAAGAAACAUUUUUAUUCUCCUUGUGCAUGUUCCUACAAUAUAUUGCCUCUUGCUAAUUCUAUGCUAUGUUAGGAAUAUCUAUAUAUUGAUGGGAUCGCACUGGAAAAAGUGUUACCCCCAUCUCCUGCAAAAUGUCUUUACUGAACCCCCAUGUAUCUACAUCAGCAUUCAAAGCUGAGAAAUAGUCUGAUUUUACUACAGUGACUAAUGUUGCUACUGGUUUUUAUCAAUAAAGUCUAAGCAGAUAGCUCAUGUAGUCACGCAAAAGUGUAUUGCUUAUUUUUUCAUGUUGUGACAAUUAAUCAAUAUUCCUAGUGAAGUGAUGAUUUUUUAAUGCUUAUGGUUUAUUCAGAAUAGAGACUCAAUGCUUCAAAUCCAUGAGACAGACUGAGAUGCAUGGGACCUACUGAACCCCAUCCUCUUCCAGUUCAUCCAGUUUAUAAUUUAAAUCUAAAAACAACAUUAAGAAAGAAACAGGUCUGUAUCCAUGCAAACUGAUACCAGUAUACUGGCAUACCCAUGGAU
This is a messenger RNA of Alligator sinensis (Chinese alligator), 12970 nucleotides long. RefSeq names its product synaptotagmin 16 (gene SYT16). The transcript has 8 exons. Lineage: Eukaryota; Metazoa; Chordata; Crocodylia; Alligatoridae. The record is from RefSeq and is a predicted model, not a curated record. Bases 487 to 2454 code for a protein of 655 amino acids.